CACUCUUCUCUCUGGCAAACUUGUGAAGCACCAAUAUGGACUGAAUGGAGGAAUAUUUUAAUUUUAUUUGUUCCCACAUGGCAGGGCAUUGGAAGAGGAAUUUAUCCGUACGUUACACGAGCCUCGAGGUUCAGCCUCAUCGGAACAGACAAAGAGAAGAGAAGGCGAGAGGUGACCAUGGAAGCUCUGUCUCACUCAGGCUUCAGAACAGCUGGAAAACUAGCCUGGCUGCUUUUGUCUCUGUUGACAUCGUGGACAGUCUUUUGUUCAGCUGACAUAAAGCAAACAAGAUGGCCAUUGUCUUCCAAGAAACCAGUUCUUCUUGCUUGGAAUGCCCCAACAGAGGACUGUGCCCCUCGACAUGACAUAAGUUUGUCUCUGGAACAGUUUGAUAUUGUGGCUUCGCCCAAUGAAGCAUUUUUUCGGCAGACCCUCACAAUAUUCUACAAGGAGCGCCUUGGGGUGUAUCCCUAUUAUGAUCAUGAUGGCCGUGCAGUGAACGGAGGUCUUCCACAAGAUGCUAGCCUAACUCAGCACUAUAAAAAGAUGCCUGAAGAUGUGCAAAAAUACAUUCGAGAUCCUGAAGCAAAAGGUCUGGCUGUCAUUGACUGGGAGGAGUGGCGUCCAUUGUGGAUUCGUAAUUGGGAUGCUAAAGAUCUCUAUCGGAUUAAAUCACGUGAAAUGGUGGCAAAAAAGAACCCUAAAUGGUCUCCAGAACAAGUGGGGAAAGUUGCACAGCAAGAGUUUGAGCUCUCAGCUCGCAGGUUUAUGCUAGAGACUCUAAAAUUUGUCAAAAAUAUGAGACCGAAUAAACUCUGGGGCUUCUAUCUGUUUCCAGAUUGUUACAACCAUGAUUACGUGAGUGGGCUGAAGAACUACACGGGCCGCUGCCCUGUUCUAGAGUUAGACCGCAAUGACCAACUUAACUGGUUGUGGACAGAAAGUACUGCAUUGUUUCCUUCUAUAUACAUGGCUUCUGCACUACAUUCUACAACUUAUGGACGGCUUUUUGUCCGUAACCGAGUAAAGGAGGCAAUGCGCCUAGCGUCUGUUGGGGAUGGAUUAGCACGUCCUGUUUUUGUUUAUACCCGACCUACCUACAUCAACCAAAUGACUGCCCUGACUGAGACAGACCUGGUCUCCACCAUUGGUGAGAGUGUUGCUCUUGGAGCCGCGGGUGUUAUCUUCUGGGGGGACACCUCCUAUACAAGCAGCAAGGCCAGCUGCUCCAGCAUAAAUGAUUAUCUGCAGGGCCCGCUGGGCCGGUACCUGCUCAAUGUGUCGACGGCAGCAGAGCAGUGCAGUCGGAUGCUGUGUAAAUCCCACGGCCGCUGCCUGCGCAGAGUAUCGGACAGUGACACGUAUCUGCAUCUCAGCCCCUUAACCCACAGCAUCACCAGCCUGCGUGGCCAGCUGAAGCUCACAGGCACGCCGGGCCAAGCUGAGCUGGCUGCUUUCCACACACACUUCCAAUGUCAAUGCUACAGUGAGUAUAGUGGUGAGGGCUGUGCAAAGAAAGAAAAAGGCCAGAAUAGAGCAGCCUCUGUCCUCCAGACCUGGCCCCUUUGCCUCAUAUUUCCACUUGGACUCCUUACCCUGCUGCACUGAGGAGAGCAUUUACUGUUUUUGCCACCCUUUCAAGGGACACUUGGAGGACAAAAUCAAUCAUUGCAGUCAGCACUAGGAUGGGCAAUCUCCCAGUAAAUCCAGUGGCUUUUCAUCUCAUACAAGCAGCAUCAUGAGGAGUCGACCAAUAAAAGUCACUUCAACUUAACAUAUCACUAACGGUCUACAGGGUACCAAUUAAAGUUUAUGUUUGGAUCAUUAAUUUAUGCUGGAGCUCUGCAGUAUCAGAUCAUGCUUCGUGCCGACCUGGACCUCCAGAUAACAGCACUCCACAUGAUCACACUCUGAAUUCACCAAAACAACAACUACUACUACUUCAGCAAACUGGAUCAGAUGCCUUAAAACCAUCGCUUCACUUCGAAGCACAAGU
This is a messenger RNA of Thalassophryne amazonica, 1996 nucleotides long. RefSeq names its product hyaluronidase 2b (gene hyal2b). The transcript is spliced from 4 exons. Lineage: Eukaryota; Metazoa; Chordata; Actinopteri; Batrachoidiformes; Batrachoididae. Gene Ontology annotation, biological process: carbohydrate metabolic process; hyaluronan catabolic process. The coding region runs from base 178 to 1608 and encodes 476 amino acids. Gene Ontology annotation, molecular function: hyaluronoglucuronidase activity; hyalurononglucosaminidase activity. The record is from RefSeq and is a predicted model, not a curated record.